Molecule: messenger RNA, 2500 nt
Organism: Chlamydomonas reinhardtii
Lineage: Eukaryota; Viridiplantae; Chlorophyta; Chlorophyceae; Chlamydomonadales; Chlamydomonadaceae
Exons: 11
Coding region: 431-1645 (404 amino acids)
Biological process (GO): NADPH regeneration
Cellular component (GO): cytoplasm
Molecular function (GO): oxidoreductase activity; nucleotide binding
Source: RefSeq, a predicted model, not a curated record
AUCAGCCACAAACAUCAGCCACAAACAAUGCCUCGGAAACAACACCUCGGAAACUUCCUCCCAUCUAGUGCGCGGCCACAGCUCCCCUGUACCGAACGUCGCAGCACCUAUCCUCACCAUCAGCAACGCUUCCUCACCUCCGGUUGUGUUGUUGGCGUGUUGCACCGCAUUCGGCCUGCCCGCCACAAUUGUCGUACACAUUCGGGCCCCUCUUCUGCUUUGCUUCGCCUUGUUCUUGCCCCUGCUUGUCACACUGUCGCCCGGCCAUUGUUUUGCUGCACGCCGUUGCAUUACGCUAGUGCUCGUCUCCACAGCUCAUCCGUGGACGUCGGUCGACUGCCUGCAGAUCGCGAAGGCCAAGCAAGUGGAACCUCGCAACUCUCGCCUGCCCGCGUUUGCAUCGCCUGCGCACACAGCCCCAACCGGCGCCAUGGCGCCCCUAGGUGCCGCCCUGGUGGGCACUGGCAUCUUCGCGCGCGACGUGUACAAGACAGCUUUCAAGUCUCGUGCCGGCGACGUGGAGCUGAGGGCCGUGUGGUCGCGCACUGCCGACAGCGCUCGGGCGUAUGUGGAGGAGCUGUUCCCCGGCGGCUCCCCGGUAGCCCUGUCGGGCGAGGAGGGCCUGCAGGCGCUCAUUGCAGACCCCGCCAUUGAGCUGGUGGUGGUGGUGCUACCGGUGCAGCCCUCGCUGCCAGUCGUGGAGCGGCUGCUGGCGGCCGGCAAGGCGGUGGUGCAGGAGAAGCCGGUGGGUCCCAGUGUGGAGGAGGCGGCGGCCGCCAUUGCCCGCUACCGCGCGGCGGUGGCGGCGGCGGCCUCGCCCGCGGCGGCGCCGGUGUGGAUGUUCGCGGAGAACUACCGCUGGGAGGCUGUGUUCCUGGCGGCGGCCGCGCGUGUGGCCGCCGGCGUGCUGGGCGCCGUCAUCAAGCUGGACCUGGUGGCGGACUUGCCCAUGGACGCCAGGAACAGGUACUACGGCAGCGCCUGGCGGCGGGACACGGCGCAGUGCCCGGGCGGCUUCUUCACCGACAGCUCCGUGCACUUCGUGGCGGCGCUACGGAUGCUGGCGGCGGCGGCAGGCGCCGGCGAGGCGACCAGCGUCAGCGCACACGCCGUUCAGGUCAAGCCCGACCUGUCCUUCCCUGACUCGGUGGUGGGAGUGGCCACCUUCGCCAGCGGCGUGCCCGCCUCCAUCUCCAUCUCCCUAGCAGCACACCAGGUGCGCUGGUCGCUUAGUGUGGUGGGCACCGAGGGCAGCCUGGAGGUGUCGCGCGGCGGCUGGGGGGGCUCACGCGGCGAGUACACGCUCAACAUCAAGACCAGCGGCCCACUGCCGGAGGGAGCCAAGCCCGCGUCCGAGGCGGACCCGACCUGGCAGAAGCUGGCAUUUCCCUUCAGCGGCUGCCCGGACGAGUUUGCCGAGUUCGUGGAGACCACCCGCGGGCUGCGGCACGGCAGCGGCAUCUCCACCACAGGCGGCGGCAGCGGCAGCGGUGCAGGCGGCGGCUCGGCGGCUGUGGCGGCUGCGGUGCCUGGCCCUGAGGCUGCCAGCAGUCCGGAGCAGGGUGCGCGGGACCUGGCGCUGAUUGAGGCGUUGCUGAGCUCGGCGGCUGAGAAGGGGAAGCCGGUGCCGGUGCGGCAGGUGUGAAGGCGUGCGGGGUGGCUUGCUGGUGGGUGCUGGUGUGAUGGAUGGCUUGAUGUGGUGAGGGUCAGGCAGGGGUCUGAGGAGUGAGGUGGUGGUCAGCAUGCGCCGGCGAGCUUGUAAGAGUUGGCGGCCCGUGUUUACACAGGGUUCGCAUAGACGUGACAACAGGAGACAUUUGCGGUGCUGUUUCCAGGAUCGUCAGGGCCGCAGCCUUGCCAUGCCUGAGCUGCCUAGCGCAAAGUACACAUGAGGUCUAGCGGGUGUGAGGGUGUGCCGGCAUUGAGCUGGGCUGCGGAGUGGGCGCCUACCGCAGAAGGUGUAGCGUAUUGUUUGGGGCUGCAGCAGGGAGCGUAGCCUGUAACCUGUAGACUCGUGGUGUCUUGUGCUGGGAGCAGACCCCGCGACAACUUUGGGCUGCGGCAGUUGGAUGGUGACUCAAUGGCUGCCACACAUGGAUACCGUAUGAAGUGGAGUAGCUGGAAGGUAGCUGGCCGGUGGUGGAUGGAGGGCAGCGGCUGAGCUGCAACCUGCGGGCCAUGCUGGUGUCAUUGAGCAGACCUCGCGACAACGCACAGCUGCCCCACGCAGACAACCCGGACGCACAUGCCUUUCAGGGAUGCAGUCCUGAUUCCUGAAGGCCAAUGAAGGCGUGCCAGCUGCGCACCUUGUCCCUUCUGCCUCAGAGGGUGCCGCUCGGGUUGAUUGUUUGGCAUGGGCCCGCUUGCCUAGGUGUUUGGGAUGGGGUGCCGAAUGGAAACUGCAGGGCAACCUUGCAUACGGCACCGUUCAGGGAACGCUAUGGCAAACACAUCCUGGUUAUUGAUGCGGAGACGAGGAGGCCGGUCAAUACCCUCAGGG